GGUGGUGGCGGCGCGGGUGCGGGAGAGAGGGCGGCUGGACUGUAUUAAUUGGUGGUGGUCAAUCUUGCCAUUAUUUUUUGGUUGGUGGUGGUCAAUCUUGCCACAAAGAGGGCGACUGGGUUGUUUUGGUUGGUGGGGGUCAGUCUUGUCAUACAGAGAGCGGCUGGAUUGUUUUAAUUGCCACACAUACUCUAGUGACCAGAGUUUUCAUAUCCACGGGACCUUCCUGCACCAAGUAACACCAUGGAGACACAACUACUGAGUUGCGGUGAGAGAGCGAAGUGUUUCUCAAGACGGACCGAGCAUCAUCAGCUGAGCGGGAUGCCCCUCCUCCUCUUCUUUCUCUUCCUCUUACCAGGGGUGUUGGCGGACGAUGACAUCAAUCCAGACAUAUACCUGGAUGUGCCUGGUCUCAUCACCAAGUAUGGCUUCCCAGUGGAGACUCACAUUGUUCAGACAGAGGACGGCUAUCUCCUGACGUUGCACCGCAUCCCCCACAGCCGCAAGGGAGGCAGUGAGGACCAGAACAGGGUGGUGGCCCGGCAGCCCAUCCUAAUGCAACAUGGACUGCUCUCCUCCUCCUCCAGCUGGAUCAUGGGUGCUCCUGAGAAGGCACCUGGUCAGUGCGUACAUCAUGGCAGACGCAGGGUAUGACAUUUGGCUCGGCAAUGCGCGUGGCAACACCUAUUCCCGCAACCACACAAAGCUCAACCCUGAUGGCAGAGAUGGCAAAUUCUGGGACUUCAGCUGGGAUGAAAUGGGUUACUUUGAUGUACCAGCCAUGAUAGACUACAUCCUGAACAGGACUGGUCACACUAGCCUCUAUUAUAUUGGCCACAGCAUGG
Molecule: messenger RNA, 845 nt
Organism: Scylla paramamosain (green mud crab)
Lineage: Eukaryota; Metazoa; Arthropoda; Malacostraca; Decapoda; Portunidae
Product: lysosomal acid lipase/cholesteryl ester hydrolase-like
Exons: 5
Coding region: 244-654 (136 amino acids)
Biological process (GO): lipid metabolic process
Source: RefSeq, a predicted model, not a curated record